Molecule: messenger RNA, 2133 nt
Organism: Gastrolobium bilobum
Lineage: Eukaryota; Viridiplantae; Streptophyta; Magnoliopsida; Fabales; Fabaceae
Exons: 3
Coding region: 143-1882 (579 amino acids)
Source: RefSeq, a predicted model, not a curated record
CUGAACUGAGGUAACUUGUUCGUGGUACCUGCAGAGAAGAUACAGGUAACUUCAAUCAAAUUGUUAAAACUUAAAGCAUUAAGGAGGGAGGGAGAGAGAGAGAGAGAGGAAUUUGAACAUUUGAGUUGUAAGAGUGAGAGUGAUGGAAAGAACAGAAAAAGGUUGGGAGAGAGAGGACAAAAGGGAAGGAUUAAUGGUGGAAAAACUGAAGGAAGGGGUUUUGGUGGGGAAAAGAGGAGGCCCUUCUACACCACCACCCACAUGGAGACUUGAGCUUCCAUCUCAACAAAAUGGUGGUAGUGACAACAAAAACCCGGUUCAAGAAUUCCUCAACUUUCCCACCUCAAACAUUUCUGCAAGAAAGCUCUGUGCUAACCUCUGGGAAAUUCAGCCCCCCCAACAGACCCCACUUGCCACAAUGAACAAAGCUGGCACCAGGCUCCGCCGCCGUCGCCGUCGCCGCCACAUCAACCACCGUAAGGACACAGUUUCUGAGGUUCACAAACAAUUGCCUGAGCCUCCAGACACCCCUUCUGACCAGUCAGCAUCUCCUUGUAGCAUGAGAAGGUAUAUUGCAGCACCCCUUGUUCAGCACCAUAGAGCAUUUGAAAGAAAUGGCUGUGCUCUACAAUCUGUAUCCCCUGCUUCUUACAGUAGCUCAGUGGAAGUGGCACCAUAUAAACAUGCAGAAACUCCCACUAGUUCCUUAGACUUUAAAGAUAUGAUUGGAGAAUCACGUUACAGCCUUACAACAUCCACUGAGUUACUCAAGGUACUAAACCGUAUCUGGAGUCUUGAAGAACAGCAUGCAUCAAAUAUAUCAGUAGUGAAAGCUUUAAAAAUGGAACUAGAUCACUCUCAGGCGCGGAUGAAGGAGUUACUAAGAGAGAAGCAAAUGAGCAGGCACGAAAAGGAGAACUUAAUGAAGCAAAUAACAGUGGACAAACUUGUUAGGAAGAACAAAGAACAUGAUAGAAUUAAAGCUGCAGUUAAAUCAAUCAAGGAAGAGCUAGAAGGUGAGAGGAGGUUACGGAAGCAUUCGGAAAGCUUGCAUCGGAAGCUGGCUAGGGAGCUUUCUGAAGUAAAGUCUUCAUUCUCUGGUUGUUUGAGAAAUCUUGAAAGAGAGAGAAAAGCACGAAUCCUUUUGGAGAAUUUGUGUGAUGAGUUUGCCAAAGGAAUCAGAGAUUAUGAGCAAGAGGUACAUUCACUUAGGCUGAAUUCUGAGAAGGGAAAGGCUAAAGGGAAUAAUAGCAUUGAUAGGCUAAUACUUCAUAUUUCAGAAGCUUGGCUUGAUGAACGCAUGCAAAUGAAGCUAGCUCAAUCAGGCAGUGAUCUCAUAGAGAGAAACUCAAUUGUUGACAAGUUAGGUUUUGAUAUUGAAACAUUUCUUCAUGCAAAACGAUCUGUUGAUUUGAAAAAAUAUGGUUACUCCUCUCCAAAGGAGCUCAAGGAAAUUUACCCUUGUCAGCAUUCAUUGGAUUCCUUUCCUCUAAAAGAGGCUACAAGUGCACCUCAGAAUAUGGCUCAGGAAGAUUCCAUUGACACUGAAUUUUUUGAACCAAAAAGUGCUUCUGGUGAAGAACUUCACAAACUCAGCUCCAGACCACAAAGCAUUGACACUACUAUGGUUCAUCAAGACAAGACAGGUAGCCAAAAUUCAAUGAGGAAACAGGUUCUGUUAGAUGAAAUCACUGAGGUUAUAGAUAAUGAUAGUCCCAUAAAACUGUGGAAAACAAAGUUGGCUGUUUUAGAUUUUGACAAGUCUGGGUCUUCUACCAUAUUGCCUAAGGGAGUAAAGGAACACACAUUGAUGGCAAAACUGCUUGAAGCAAGAUUAGAGGAACAGAAAUUUCGUUCAAGAGCUAGCAAAAGCACUUCUUGAUCAACUAGAUAAAGUUUCUAAUGGAAAAUUUGGGAUGUGAAAUAGUUGCAAUGGGUAUUGUACUGGGAUCUUUCAUCAAAUUCUAGUAACUAUGUUGUACACAAGAAUCUUUUUAGUCAUUGACAUGGUUAGAUGAAUGAAGAUCAAAGUUGUAUCCAAUAUCUGUAAAAUGAUGUUGUUCAAUGUUCACUAUUGCACUAUGCCUAUCAGGCUAUGGGAAACACCUCUGGUAUGUGUCUUGUACUGUCCCC